Messenger RNA from Eucalyptus grandis, 1437 nucleotides. RefSeq lists its product as uncharacterized. The coding region runs from base 274 to 1065 and encodes 263 amino acids. The record is from RefSeq and is a predicted model, not a curated record. The transcript has a single exon. NCBI's taxonomy places the organism in Eukaryota, Viridiplantae, Streptophyta, Magnoliopsida, Myrtales, Myrtaceae.
UUUAAAAAUGUGGCGCAGCUUUGAUUUCUUCCCCCCUCAAGAAGGGAAAACCCUGUGCAGACUUUUUGUGAGAGAAGCUUCUAAUGCCUAUGCUAUUCUUUUCAAACCAUGAAUUUGACUUAGUUGGCUCUUCCUGGUGUCUCAGCAAUCUACACCCUCUUGAUAAGUGCCUGUCUCUCUCAUCCUCCAAUCCAAACUCCAAAUCCAUUCUAUCAGAAACCGCAUCAGUUCAGUUUAGUCCUCCCACCGAGAACUUCAGAAAUUCGAUACCAGAUGCUCAGCUCGUUCAUCUGCGGCACUUUUCAACCUGAGGAAGGAGAAGAAGAUGAUGAGCCCUAUUGGAACAACUUCCCUAGAUCCCCUGGAAAACCCAGGAGGCACCGCUUGCUCAGGAGGAGCAGCAACGGCUAUAUCGGGAAGGAGAGCAAGAACCCGUAUGCGAACCGGGGGCUCGACAAGUUCUCGGCCCUCGUGGCCGACCUCGAGGAGAAGAGGAAGGAGAUAUACCUGCAAAGCGGGUCGCGGGACAUAGCCUUCGUCCGGUUCGUUGCGUCGAGCUCGGACAACUUCGUGCCGGUCGUCGUGAAGGCGAAGGAUCAUCACCAUCAUCACCAUCAUCAACAUCAUCAUCAUCAGAACAAGGAGAAGAAGAAGGCAGAGAAGAGUGAGGCGAGGAAGAAGAUUGCGAGUGCGAUCCGUGAUUCGGAAACCACGGUCGAGUCUCCAGAGGAGGUGAAAGCAGCGGAUCAACCCAAGGUGGAAUUGAAUGAGGCGGCAAAGAGGAAGAGCUUCUCGUGGAGGAGGCCAUCUUGCUAUGUGCCUUUGGCUAUGAUCAUGAUCUUGUUGCUGUUGACUUUGUUUGGGAGGUCAUUCGCAAUCGUGUGCACUUCCCUCGGGUGGUACAUGGUUCCUUCCCUGAGAGGAAGGAGCUCGACUGUCGCGAGGAAGAAGAAGAAGAUGGAAGCUUCUGGCAAGAGGGGGAGUGAGAAUAAGGACAUAGCGAGAAUUGGUGGAGCAUAUUCUCCUCCCAGGAGCAAUAACAGAGAAGAAUAUGGCAGGACGUGACAAGAUGGACAUUGUAAAAGCUGGUGAAAAUGAACAAAUUUCCGUGAUAUACUCUUAAUUUGAUCUAACUUCUCAGUCCCUUUUUUGGGUCACAGAGACGAUAAUUGUUCAUUUUGCAGAGAAAAAAGGGAUUUACUCUCUAAAUCACAUGUAGGGUUAGGGUUUACAUAAACGAAUUUUAUAUGUCUUGGCUGUUGGGAGGUCCUUCUCUUCUUUCUGGACAUGUCCUCAUAAAAUGCCUCUCAAAUUUGUGAAUAAUGACUUACGAGCCAUUUUGGUUGUCCUGGGGCUAGACAGAGAGCACUCCUAUAGCUCCCCCAGGAAGUUUGCUUUGUAAAGACAGCUUCUGUUCAGGAUAAGAUUUAAGACGUA